Molecule: messenger RNA, 1414 nt
Organism: Salmo salar (Atlantic salmon)
Lineage: Eukaryota; Metazoa; Chordata; Actinopteri; Salmoniformes; Salmonidae
Source: RefSeq, a predicted model, not a curated record
CCUGAGUAACAAUGACCUGAAGGAUUCAGGAGUGAAGCUGCUCUCUGCUGGGCUGGGGAAUCCCCACUGUAAACUGGAGACUCUGAGGCUGUCAGGCUGUCUAGUCACAGAGCAAGGAUGUGCUUCUCUGGCCACAGCUCUGAGGUCCAACCCCUCACACCUGAGAGAGCUGGAUCUGAGCUACAAUCACCCAGGAGACUCAGGAGUCAGACUGCUCUCUGCUGGACUGGAGGAUCCACACUGCAGACUGGAGAAACUCAAUGUGGAACAUGGUGGAGAGAACAGAAUGAAACCUGGGCUUAGAAAAUAUGUCUGUGAUCUCACACUGGAUCCAAACACAGUAAACAGACUCCUCUCUCUGUCUGAGGAGAACAGAAAGGUGACAGGUUGGAGAGAGAAGCAGCCGUAUCCUGAUCACCCAGAGAGAUUUGAGGACUGUGGACAGGUGCUGUGUAGAGAGGGUCUGACUGGGCGCUGUUACUGGGAGGUAGAGUGGAGUGGGGGAUGGGCUGAUAUAGGAGUGACAUAUAAAGGAAUCAGCAGGAGAAGAAGGGGUGAUGACUGUUGGCUUGGAUACAAUGACAAGUCCUGGAGUCUGUUCUGUUCUGACAACAGUUACAUAGCCAGGCACAAUAAUAAUGACACUACCAUAGACGUCCCCUCCUCCAGCUCCCACAGAGUAGGAGUGUAUCUGGACUGGCCAGCCGGCACUCUGUCCUUCUAUAGAGCCUCCUCUGACACACUGACCCACCUGAUCACAUUCACAUCCACAUUCACUGAGCCCAUCUAUCCAGGGUUUGGGGUUCAUUAUGAUGGCGACUCAGUGUCCCUGAAAAUAUAACCUGACACACACACACACACACACACUGCACACAUACACUGGACACACACACACACACUGGACACACACACACUGGACACACACACACAUACGCGUCUUCCUAUAAUUGUGAGGACCUUGACCAGGACCUUCAAAUGAGGACCAUCAUUUCUGAUAGAACUGGGAACAAACAGACACCUCAUUCCAGCACUAAGUGGUCCCACAAACACAGAGGUGAAAAUACUACAGGAAUAUUCUGCAAAUGUUGAUGAAGAUGUCACUCAAUCCACCCAAAACAACAUGCAGUCUUUCCACAAGACUCCCAUGAAGUUAUAGUGACGUUAUGAGUUGACGUUAAAGUAACAUUCUCAGAACAUACUGCACUUGUUUUAUCCUGUUUUAGAUGUAUCCUCUGUUUAAACAUUUAAACUCUUACAAUAACACUGUUAAAAUACCAAUGUGAUCAUUUGUUAUGUCUUUUAUGUUGAAAAACAGAUUGUGCAAUUAUAUAUGGACAUACGCUCCAUAGUUAUACAAGUAUACAAGGAUAUAUUGUACUUUUCAUAAUAAAACAGACUUGAAACAAGAAAACUA